GAAAAAUUUCAAUCGCCUUUGUGUGUGAUUAAAAAAACAAGAAAAAUCCGCUAUAUCACCAAAUCUUCAAUUAUGGCGAACACUACAAGAAAAGAGAUCAUCGGCAAGGUGUACAAGAUGAUCCCACCAAUGCUCGAGAGUUUCCACAAAGGUCAGUUGGGCCGUGUAGCAGUCAUCGGCGGCUCCGAAGACUACACAGGCGCACCGUAUUUCUCCGCAAUGGCAUCAGCGAAGCUCGGUGCCGACAUGUCCCACGUAAUCUGCGAACCCGGUGCGGGCGCCGUGAUCAAGACCUACUCCCCCAACCUUAUGGUGCACCCUUACAUGCGACAAUCCAAGAACCUCUCACAGUCCGAAUCUCUCGACAGCGUCGCCAACGAAGUCAUUGGGAUGCUCUCCCGUCUACACGUCAUCGUCAUCGGACCCGGCCUAGGACGCGACAAGCUAAUGCAAGAUACAUGCGCCAAGGUGAUUGAGGAGGCGCGGAAACAGGGGAUUCCCUUCGUGCUGGACGCGGACGGUUUAUAUCUGGCACAAACACGACCGGAGCUCGUGGAGGGGUGUAAAGAGUGCAUUCUGACGCCCAAUGUUGUGGAGUUUGGCCGGUUGGCUAAGGCGAAGAACAUCAAGGUCGAUGAGGGAGAGCCGUCGGAGCUGUGUGCUAAGCUUGCAAAAGCGUUUGGCGGCGUGACGAUUAUCCAGAAAGGUGCUAAAGACUACAUUUCGAAUGGUGAGCACACGCUGGUUAGCGAGGGUGAGGGUGGAUUGAAGAGAUCUGGUGGACAGGGUGACACAUUGACGGGCAGCUUGGCGACGUUGUUGGCGUACCGCAAAGCGUACCACGACAAGAUCUGGGACCACGAGGACGACUUGAAGCCGGAAGAAACACUGGCGCUUGCAGCAUAUGGUGGAAGUGCUAUCACAAGGGAGUGCUCACGGUUGGCGUUCAAGGAGAAGGGCAGAAGUUUGCAAGCAGGAGAUCUGACGGAGCACGUUCACCAGGCGUACUUGAACGUCGUGGGAGAGAAGGGAAGCAAGCUGUGAGAUUCAACGGGAAGAACCUCGGAAAAAGAAGUAAGAUACCGUGUGGAGAAUAACUGUCAUAUAGAUGGGGUGAUCGGCAACAAGUAGCGGGAUUGAUACAUACGAAUUCAUUUGACGCCUUACUCCACCACUGCGUGGUUUCACAUUCUAUUCACCAACUAUAAAACAACCAUGGUUCAUUGUUGAUUCGAACACCAUGGUCUAGUCUGAGCAACAUCAGUCCUAAAUAUUGCUUUUCACAAAGCAAUUAACACCAUGUGAUAGCCUGCAUGAUCAGACUCUGAGUGGAUCUAGCGGGAAUAGAACAGCCAAAGACUGUAAGACUUAAACCGAAUGAUCGAAUUCUAGCGAGUGUAAUUUGAUGCACUUGAGACGCAAAGCAGGCACCACCAAUCCCAAAGUCCUCUCCAUUCAACAAACCAAAGCUCCACCCAACUAACCUCACGGUAGCUCCUCUCCCAGCCCACACAUAACCACCCGCCAAUCCAUCCUUAACUUCCAAC
Periconia digitata is the source of this 1547-nucleotide messenger RNA. The record is from the annotation of a GenBank genome assembly. NCBI's taxonomy places the organism in Eukaryota, Fungi, Ascomycota, Dothideomycetes, Pleosporales, Periconiaceae.